Eufriesea mexicana is the source of this 1309-nucleotide messenger RNA. RefSeq names its product persulfide dioxygenase ETHE1, mitochondrial. Gene Ontology annotation, molecular function: sulfur dioxygenase activity. Gene Ontology annotation, cellular component: mitochondrion. Lineage: Eukaryota; Metazoa; Arthropoda; Insecta; Hymenoptera; Apidae. The transcript is spliced from 6 exons. The coding region runs from base 67 to 897 and encodes 276 amino acids. The record is from RefSeq and is a predicted model, not a curated record. Gene Ontology annotation, biological process: glutathione metabolic process; hydrogen sulfide metabolic process.
CAGUGCUGCCGGUUGUGUCAGUGAGAAUACAUUGUUCCAAUAAUAUAAAAAGUAUAUGUUCUUGAAAUGUUUAAAAAUUUGUGUCAGAGAUUUAUAAAAGUUACAUUUUGUAAACAUAAUUUAAUUAUCAUGAAUUUCAACAAUAAAUCUGCAGCAUUAACGGAGCCAAUUCCCUUUUCGAAAGAUUUUCUGUUUCGUCAAAUGUUCGACCCCGUGUCCAGCACGUACACUUAUCUGCUGGCCGACAUCAACGAUAAGACUGCGAUCUUAAUUGAUCCGGUGAUUGAAUGGGCGGAACGAGAUAAAACCAUUAUUCAGGAAUUGGGAUUAACGUUAAAGUAUGCUAUAAAUACGCAUAUGCACGCUGAUCAUAUCACCGGAACAGGAAGGCUGAAGUGCUUGUUACCUGGUUGCCAGUCAAUGAUAUCACGUAGCAGCGGCGCUAAGGCUGAUAUACUCUUGAAUCCGGAUGACCAAAUAUGCUUCGGCAGGCACAAUUUACGGGUGCUGCCUACUCCCGGACAUACUGAAGGUUGCGUUACUUAUGUCUGCGACGAACAGGGUGCCGCAUUCACAGGCGACACUCUUUUAAUCCGCGGAUGCGGACGAACGGAUUUCCAGGGCGGCUCCGCAGAGGUGCUGUACAAGUCCGUGCACUCUAAAAUUUUUACCUUGCCAGCGUGUUUCAAGCUAUACCCAGCCCACGAUUACUGUGGCAGAACAGUAACCACAGUGGCGGAGGAGAAGGCCUUUAAUCCGAGAUUAACUAAAUCUCUAAGCGAAUUUGUCGACAUAAUGAACAACCUUAAUCUGCCCUACCCGAAAAUGAUCGAUAAAGCUGUGCCGGCUAAUAAAGUUUGCGGAUUAUACGAAGUUCACGAGGAACAGAAACCAUGAAGAGAUGAACACUCGAGCGAUAUUUUUACAUACGUUCAUCGAUCGGCCAGUUGUUAAUUCGAUUUUGUCGUUUUAUGUUCUAUAAUAACGCGCGAUGCAAGUAUUUUAAUUAUACCGUAGAUAAUCUAGAAUAGAAAUAAUCCGGAAAGAAACGAAUUAAUUUAAAUAACGCUCGAUUUUCGAAUUCGCGUUGCCAUUGAAAUGAAAAUGCCGCAUUACGACCAUUUUAUUUUCGUCAAAUAUUUGGCUCGGCUUUCGAAUAGCGUAUGCUAGAUUAAAAGAACUAAUUAAAUUUCUGCCCGGAAUAUUCCGUACUAGACGCUGAAUUAUUUGACCUGUACUACUCUGCGUGCUUAUUCCUCCGGAUACAAUGUUCUUCCAUAAACAUGUUAUCUUCCGUGUCCAGCACAAA